AUGGAGCAGGGGAUGGAAAUGUCAACAACUAACAACAUAGCGCAGGCCCGGAAGCUGGUGGAGCAGCUCCGCAUCGAGGCCGGCAUCGAGAGGAUCAAGGUCUCGAAAGCAUCUUCUGAGCUCAUGAAUUACUGCGAGCAACAUGCCAGGAGUGACCCACUGCUGGUUGGAGUUCCAGCUUCUGAGAACCCCUUUAAGGACAAAAAGCCUUGCACCAUCCUAUAG
Messenger RNA from Chaetura pelagica (chimney swift), 225 nucleotides. It is a transcript of the gene GNG7, whose product is annotated as guanine nucleotide binding protein (G protein), gamma 7. NCBI's taxonomy places the organism in Eukaryota, Metazoa, Chordata, Aves, Apodiformes, Apodidae. Bases 1 to 225 code for a protein of 74 amino acids. The transcript is spliced from 3 exons. Gene Ontology annotation, biological process: G protein-coupled receptor signaling pathway. Gene Ontology annotation, cellular component: heterotrimeric G-protein complex. The record is from RefSeq and is a predicted model, not a curated record. Gene Ontology annotation, molecular function: G-protein beta-subunit binding.